AUGUACAGGCUGGCUGUAGUUGUGGCAUGUGUACUCCUUCUACCACCUUCGAUCACCUACUCCGUACCGCCUACAGGAAUUAAAAGUGUUUCAUCGAUUGACAGCAUGAUCCGGCAAUGUUUCCAAACCCUUUGCAAGGAAUGGAUGUCUGAGUGCCAUUGGUUCUGUGAUUCUGUCUCAGAGAAGAGCAAUCUUCGCCGUUGCAAGGACUGCUUGAGUUGGCGUGGCCAGCAGUGUAUGGAUUGUUUUGAAUUAUGA
Messenger RNA from Cooperia oncophora, 258 nucleotides. NCBI's taxonomy places the organism in Eukaryota, Metazoa, Nematoda, Chromadorea, Rhabditida, Trichostrongylidae. The record is from the annotation of a GenBank genome assembly.